Molecule: messenger RNA, 2806 nt
Organism: Panthera uncia (snow leopard)
Lineage: Eukaryota; Metazoa; Chordata; Mammalia; Carnivora; Felidae
Gene: SLC22A14
Product: solute carrier family 22 member 14
Exons: 11
Coding region: 125-2032 (635 amino acids)
Biological process (GO): transmembrane transport
Cellular component (GO): membrane
Molecular function (GO): transmembrane transporter activity
Source: RefSeq, a predicted model, not a curated record
GCUUAACAGAGAAGGCUUGUUUCUGCUUCUGCUGGUGCCCAACCCAGGAGCUCUUUCAGCUCCACUGAGGAUUUCAGCUCAACACAGUUUUAAGCAUCGUUUCCCACCUCGCUGCUGUUCCAAGAUGUCAGGAGAAAGCAACUGCAAGGUAAAACACAGAUCCCACCACCCUUCCAAGAACUUGAACCAGCACGAGGCACAAGAACACCCCAAUUCCUGGUCUCUGGAGAUGCUGUUACGCAGACUGAGGGCCACAGAAGCCAACCAGGAUGACAAGUUUGCCCACAUCCUGGAUGCGGUGGGGGAGUUCGGCACGUUCCAGCGGAGACUGGUGGUCCUCACCUUCAUCCCCAACAUCCUGUUGGCCUUCUUUAUCUCUGCCGACGUCUUCGUGUUCACAGCCCAGAAGCCCUAUUGUAAUACCAGCUGGAUUCUAGCAGUGGGCCCCAACCUCACAGAGGCUGAGCAGAUGAACCUGACCCUGCCCCGAGAACCCAAUGGAAGUUUCCAGACGUGCCUCAUGUACUUGCCCGUAGCCUGGGACCUGGAUUCUAUCAUCCAGUUUGGCCUCAACCACACAGAGUCAUGCCAAGAUGGGUGGAUCUACCCUGACACCAAGAAGCGAUCACUGGUCAAUGAGUUUGACUUGGUGUGUGGCAAGGAGCAGAACUCGGAGAGCAUGCAGACCAUGUUCGCCGCGGGCAUCCUGACCGGGUCCCUCAUCUUCGGGCUCAUGAGUGACAAGCUGGGCCGCUACCCCACCAUCCUGAUGUCGCUGCUGGGGCUGAUCGUCUUCGGCUUCGGGACAGCCUUCGUCAACACCUUUCACCAGUACCUGUUCUUCCGCUUCGGCGUGUCCCAGGCCUUGGUGGGCUACACCAUCAGCAGCGUGUCUUUAGCCACUGAGUGGCUAGUGGCUGAGCACCGGUCCCAUGCCAUCAUCCUGGAACACUGCUUUUUCUCUGUGGGAGUCAUGUUCCUGACAGGGCUUGCCAACAGCCUUCCCCACUGGCGGCUGCUGUUUCUGGUGGGUGGUGCACCUGUGUUCCCCCUCAUCUUCUAUAUCUGGAUCCUGCCGGAGUCCCCACGGUGGCUGUUGAUGAACGGGAAGUUGGAGGAAGCGAAGCAGAUGCUGUGCUACGCGGCGGGCGUGAACAAGAAGACCAUUCCCCUAAGUCUGCUGAACAAGCUCCAGCUGCCCAGAAAGAAGGUGACUAAGGCGUCUGUCCUGGACUUCUAUAACAAUAGGCACCUCCGAAGGGUGACCCUGGUGAUGGGCUGUGUGUGGUUUACUGUCAGUUACAGCUAUUUUACGCUGUGCUUCAAGUUGAAGGAUUUUGCCAUGAACAUCCACUUCGGACAAGUGAUUCCUGGCAUCAUGGAGGUGCCCGCCCGGCUGUGCUGCAUCUUUCUCCUCGAGCAGAUCGGGAAGAAGUGGAGCCUGGUUGCGAGCCUCUUCCAAGGCACCCUGACGUGCCUGCUCGUCCUUAUCCUCCCCCCAGAGCUGAAAUCCAUAAUGGUCUUGAUGGUCGCGCUUGGAGAGUUCAGCCUGGCGGCCUCGGUCACCGUGUUCUUCAUCUACACCGCUGAGCUCCUGCCCACGGUCCUCAGGGCGACAGGUCUGGGGCUGGUGUCCCUGGCCUGGGCAGCUGGAGCCAUCUCGUCCCUGAUGAUCAUCAGCCAGAGACUCACCCUCCUCCCCAUCCUCCUCUGCUGCGUCUCAGCCAUCCUGGCCUUGUUCUUCUGCUCCCUGUUGCCAGAAACGCAAGACCAGCCUCUCCCUGAUAUCCUGGAGCACUACCCCCUACAGACAAGAAGUCUGCCCAGCUCUCCCGGAUGCUGCCGCGACCCCCUCCGUGCAGCCUGGCCUCUGCCAGCUCCCACCCUCUUGGCUCUCCUGACCAACCCCGGGCCAGGUCUUCCCCUCUCCCUUCCCCUCUGUCUGCCUGUCCGGACUGGGUGCUGUCCAUGGAGAUGCCCUGGGCUCCCUCCCUCCCAUGGCAGAGGGACUGGCUGGCCACCAGCUCUCUGAGUACCUCUGAUUUCCGGUCUGAACUCUCGGGUUCUCAAAGAGGACCCAGUCUUGAUUCGUGACCCUGACUUCAAGGCUGCAGCAGCCCAGGGCCCCGUUUGGGAAUUGGGCUCCAUCCUGAUUGCCCCAGGGGUACUUCUGGCCUCUGGUCUCUUCUGGUCUCAUGACUAGCAGGACCAUGUCUCCCGGGGUUUGGGCCGAUAUGGCCCGUCGCUCUCCCCCUGGACCUGAGGGGACCUGAGCACCAGUGAGGGACAGAGGCUGGCUGAUGUCCUCCAGUGCCCUGUGCUCAUAUCACAGGGUGGCUGUCUCUGGCCAUCCUCUGCCCUCUUCCCCGUCUCCCUCCCUCCUCAAACUCUUCUUGGCACCAUCUGUGCUAGGCGUUGUCAGAGGUAAGAGGUCCCCAGCCUCAAGCAAUAUUUUAUGGGGAGAAAGUCUUCACUUAAUGGGCUCUGAGGGAGGGAUGCACAGGACCUAUAGACGGCCCAGGAGGGAGGACCUUCAGCUUGGGGAGUUGAGGCAGGCGUCACAGAAGAAGUGACAUUUGAGUAGGGCUUUGAAGGAUGAAUAGGAGUUUGUCCCCUUGUAGAGAGGGGGAAAUGCAAAGCAGCAAGAGGAGCUAAGAAACAGCCCCUGGAGCCAGAGGGCCUGGAUUUCUGUCUCUGCUGCCACAUCCUAGCAUGUGCCCAGGGGAGUUACCUAAUACCUCUGAGACUCAGCUUUUUCAUUUGCAAAAUGGAAUGAUACCAGAGUAAUAAAAACAGCUAACCUUUA